ACGUUUCGCAUACAAGAAAUUCUUUUCUAAAAAUCUAUAUUCUAAAAUCUAUAAGAUCAUAAACUUUUUAAACAGUAUCAAAUUAUGCUCAAGAAUUAUUCCAUAAAUAAAUUCCAUGGAACAUUCUGAACAAAUCUGUAAUUAUUACCUUUUUUUUAAGUCCGGUAGUUCAUAACAAAACUAGCGAAACUUUUUAGUGACAUGGUGGAUUCUGUUAGGAAUCACUACCAACUGCCUAAAUCUGGAUACAAUUCGUAGGUCUGGAAAAGACUCCUGUGUCCGCCUGUGUUCUGUGUGGAGGUCCGCCAAAUCUCCUAAUUGAUUGGCAUCGUCGAUGAUGAAUACAAAAUUGUCAGUCUGGGUUUAGCUUUGUUUUUAAACUUUUUCUAUGGUGAGAAAAGUUUUAAAAUUGAAAACUUAAAAAAGAUUACAAUGUUUUGUGUAAUUUACUGCUCAUAUAUACAAUCCAAAACCGCAUGACGAAGAAAUUCCUAACCAAACUACCAACCUGUUUACAUAAUCUGCCGAUGCGUGCGUUGUUUAUAUUUUCUUUGUUGUUUGAACCUCAUUCAUUGAUAGCGGAAAAAAAUCCGUGAAUGAAUUAUGUUUUGAUUGGCCAACUCUGCCGGUAUUAAUUUCUAUCAGUUCGCUUGCAGUAUCCCGCGCUCUAAUCAGUUCUACUUGUGCGUGAUCUUGGAUCGGUUUGGAAAUGCAUGUUCUAUAUUUGCUGGCAGUUUCAAUACUACUCGCCGGAUCUAGCCAAUUCAGAGUACUCGCUGAGGAUAGUGCAUCACCACCGGAUGAUGAUAGUCAAAAAGCACCCGUAUUUGUGCGCAGCAAAUUCAAUUUGAGAAUCUGGUCUACUACAGAAACUUUUGUCACAGAGAUAAACGGAACUGAAACGGAUACGACUGCAGCUCCUGCAGUGACCAUACCAACAAAGACUACAUGGAAAUCGAAGCGUACUCGAUCUACGACAAUGGCGACAUCUACUACAAUUCAACCAAACAGUAAAGAAGAGUCCAGUAGCACAACGUUUGCAGCCGAACUGGUAACUGUUACGGUACCAACCAAAAACCUUACAUUAACUACGUUGAAGACAAAACUGCGAAAACUUUCAGCGCCGGGUUGUGGGGAGCUUAACGGAGAUGACAUUCCAUGGAUUGCGGUUUUGGAGCAUACAAGUCCCAAGGAUGACGAUGUGCGCAAAAAGACAUUGAGCAAGGGCGUACUUAUUGAUGAGCGCCACGUUUUGACGACAAUCUCCAGCAUCCACAAUUCGUAUCCGUUCUGGGUAGUGACGGGAGUCCGUCUAGGUGAUACUCCAACGUGGGCAUUUGUGGAAGGUGGCAAAAAGAUUAAAGCCAAAAAACGGGACGUUUUGUCAGUGCCUAUUAAAAAUGUGUUUUUGCACGAGAAAAAAGAUAUUGCCGUAAUCAGGCUAGCCGAACGUGUGAAUUUUACCGAAAAAGUGCGACCAGUAUGUUUGCCGACUUCCGAUCGAUACAAUUAUACUGAGCUGUAUUUCCAUGUUUGCAAGAAAGAGAGAUCCGAGCUCAAUAGGGCUAAUACGACCAGUAAACUGGUGGCCGUGACGUCACUAGCACAAACGGAUUGUCAUAUUCUGUUCCAGCGGCACAAGGCGGAGCUGGGCACAAAGGAAUUUUGUGCUUGGGACGAAACGGGAGAUAACUGUACGGGCGAUCUCGGGGGACCGCUAAUGACGAAGCUCAGUGGACGGUAUCACGUUGUAGGCCUGAAUUCGUACGCGCUAGCUAAGUCUAAAAUUGACAGCGAAGGACUCCCUGGAGUGUACGUACGCGUCGGCUCCUUCCUCAGGUGGAUCCAUGCGGUGCUGAAAACGGAAUUCAAUGGUGACUCGCUUGUGCCGAAGGGAACGACGGAAGUUCUAACAUAAUUGCCGCACGCUGAUUAGCGUCCCAAUCCAUAAAGGCUAGGGAACGAGGUAGAAAUCGUGCCGGCCUAUUUAUUGUUACUUUUGUUACUGCUAUUAUUGCCAUCAUCUCAUCUUUAAAGAGAGCAAUCUCAAUGGCAUACAAUCUUGAAAAGAAAUCGGGCUGAUUACUGCCGUUUCGACGAUGCUAGAGGAAAUAUUGCUAUUAAAAUGAUUUAUUAUAUGUCACAUCCAUGGAGUAUGCGAACACGGUUGCCAGCAUGAAUUGCAACA
This is a messenger RNA of Wyeomyia smithii (pitcher-plant mosquito), 2188 nucleotides long. RefSeq names its product CLIP domain-containing serine protease B4-like. Gene Ontology annotation, biological process: proteolysis. The transcript has 3 exons. Gene Ontology annotation, molecular function: serine-type endopeptidase activity. Bases 710 to 1918 code for a protein of 402 amino acids. The record is from RefSeq and is a predicted model, not a curated record. Lineage: Eukaryota; Metazoa; Arthropoda; Insecta; Diptera; Culicidae.